CAUCUCGCCAUGCGAAUCAAGCUGACAUGGCACAUGCAGCAUAUAUAAAUCUGAUUGAGAAGAGGGAGCUUUCAUUUUGCAUUUGAUACUAUUCGUAUCAUAUCAUGUGGUUACAUUUGGCUGUUUUCUUAAUUAUUGGAACGGCCAUAGCCGAUCUCAAUCAUGCAUGGGAAACCGAAAACGAAUAUCAUUAUCUUAUAAAAAGUUGGACACUGACGGGCUUAGAUGAGCUAGAUAAGCAAUAUUCCGGAAUUUUUAUAAGAUGUAAUCUCAUCAUUCAAGUGAAAUCAUCGGAUACGCUACAGGCUGUGGUUUCCGAGACGCAAUAUGCUUCCGUGAAUGAAAAAUUGCCAAAUAUUUCGGAUGAAAUCUCCGAUUUAGAGUAUCAUGAGCUUUCUUUAUCGGGAAAGCCCUUCGAAAUCAAGCUUAAACAAGGAGUGAUUCGAGAUAUGUUAGUCGAUCAAGAUGUGCCUACUUGGGAGGUGAAUUUGUUAAAAAGUAUUGUGAGUCAGUUGCAGAUUGACACAGAGGGUGAGAAUGCAAUAGCAAGUAGGAGCACUAUGAUGCCCACCGAAAACCAGUCUGUCAAUGAAUUCAAAGUCACGGAGGACUCCGUUGGCGGUAAAUGCGAGGUGCUUUACAGUAUUUCACCAGUGAAAAGUGGAGAUAAUUUGUCGAAACCUUUGCCACAUCUCCACAAAGAUGGUCAACAUCUCGCUAUUACGAAAACGAAGAAUUUCUCCAGAUGCGAACAGCGAGUGGGUUACCAUUCUGGUAUUGUCGGUAAAAUAACUUCGAAACCAGGAUUUAGCGAUGGAUUUCUUUCGAGAUCAUCAUCGAAUUAUAUUAUCAUCUUCGGUAAUCUGAAACGUUUUACUAUUCAAUCUUCUGUGAUGACAAGCCAGAUAUCAAUCAACUCUGAUUAUAAACUUAAUACAUCUACAUUUCGUAAUACAUACUCUGGCACUGUUUACAGUGGUAUGAAUUUAACUUUGGAUAGAAUGAAUCAGAUCACCAACCGUAUGCCUGCAUCUAAUAAUCUCGUGUCAACUGGAAAUUUAGUAUACACUUACAACAAUCCAUUUUUUAACCAAUUCAAAUCACAUUGUCCAAAUGAUAGUGAAAGUUCCUUGGUGACAUCGUCCAAGAAUCAUAAUUCUAGCAAUUCUAGCGAGGAAAACCGUAGCGACAAUGACAAUUUUAAAAGUAAGGAACACGAUUACUUUCAACCUAAACCGAAAUUGAAUGACGCUCCGGAGAGUCUACUAUUAUCCUAUUUCAUUGGAUACAAAGACAUUUUAAAAUCCGAAGAGAAUUAUACUCAGUUAGCAACUAACUUAAUCAUUCAAACAUACCAAGAUGAACAUAUGUAUUAUGCUUCCCUUAGUCCUACUUUAGAGCGAUUCACAAUUCUGGUGAAAUUAAUUCGCACCAUGAAUGUUGAACAGAUCGCUGAGGUAGAGAACUUACUGCCUGAAAUAUAUCCAAGCGAUUCGUUUGAUGUAAAGGAUGAAAGAUGGUACAACCAAACCAAAUGUAGGUAUAUCCUGUACAACGCCGUUGCAAAUGCCGGAACUGGUCCCGCUCUCAUUACCAUAAAAAAUUUGAUAAAGACUGGGAAACUCGAGGGCAUACAAGCGGCGCAGGUUAUUUCGAAAAUUCCUAAAUCCGUGCUCGUACCUACAGUGGAAUAUGUAGCAGCAUUUUUCGAACUGAUUACAGAUGAAAAAGUGACAAAACAGAGAUUUUUGAAUACAACUGCACCUUUGUCUUUCGCCGAAUUGGCCUAUUACACUUAUAGCUACAAAUCAUCUGUUUACUUUCCUAUCUAUAAUUUUGAUUGUAUGAUGUAUGAAGAUCAGCUUCUUGAAACUUAUAUUCCGUAUAUGGCUACCCAAUUAAGAAAAGCCGUUGAAGAAGGCGAUAGUCGUCGAAUUCAAACAUACAUUAUGGCACUGGGUAAAUUCGGUCAUGGGAAAAUACUUUCUGUUUUUGAACCAUACCUGGAAGGCACAAUUCCGGUAUCGAAAUUCCAACGUUUGAUGAUGAUCGUUUCAUUAAGCAGACUAACCGAAGUCUAUCCGAGAGUCGUAAGAUCUGUCGCCUACAAGAUUUACAUAAAUAAAAAGGAGGCCUACGAAUUACGUUGUGCAGCUGUCCAUAUCAUAAUGAAAACCAAUCCACCCCUGAUCAUGUUGGAGCGAAUAGCGGAUUUUACUAAUCAGGAUGAGGAUCGACACGUAAAUUCUGUUGUCAAGACCAGUAUAGAGUCCCUCGUUAAUUUAAAACAACCAGAAUGGAAAAAUCUCGCUGACAAGGCGCGUAUCGCUAGCAAGCUAUUGAAUCCUAACAUUAACAAUAGAAAUUCUCAGAGCAUUUUUAUGGAGAACAAAAUUCCCUCCUUAAACCUUAUUCAAACAAGCAUUUUACAGACAAUUGGUAGCAACGACAAUAAUGUACCUAAAGGUACAUAUAUUGAUAUACUCCAAUCUUAUGGUGGAUUAAAUCUACCCCUGGCAAAAAUAAUGUAUGCAGUAACAAGCAUGGAAGAGUUUAAACAGAUGUGGAUAGAUAUAUGGCUAGGUAAACGGAAAUUGAUGUCUCAAAAUAAAACUGAAUGGAUGAUUGAAAGGAUAAUUGAAAAGCUUAGUAUUGAGCCCGAAAAUGCGGAACAGCUUGAAGGAAAUAUUUUUGUGGACUCUGCAUUUUCUUUAGAAUUCUUUCCCUUUGAUAAUCAUACGUUUGAAGAAUUUACUAAUAUGGCUUAUGAGUUCUAUGAAUCGGUAAUACAGAGAGAAUCAUUUGUUUUUCAAUCCGAAACCGUAAGUAAUCUACACAACUACGACAUAACGUUGGGAUUCCCUACUGAAACCGGUCUGCCGUUCAUUUAUAAUUUAGCAAUACCGAAAUUAACGAUUAUUAGCAAGGAAGGAUCUCUUAAAAUCAUAAAAUCAGAAACUGAUAAAUUUGUCCAACUGGCAGUAGAAGGUCAUGUAACAUCAAGUGAAAAGAUUCUAAGUAGAAUUGGUUUCAUAACACCUUUCGAGCACAGACACUAUAUUGCUGGUGUUGAUAUCUACACGCAGCUUAUCAUACCAGGUAGUUUAAGUGUCAAAGCGAGAGGUUUGAGAAAAUUCGAACUAAAGAUUGGGAACAAGAAACAUCACGACCUAAAUUGUCUGACAAUUGAGCACAGUGUUGUUCCUUAUACCUCAAGACAAGAUAUUUUGAGCUUUGAACCUCUAGAGCGCAAUAAUGACACACGUCUGGUGCACACGAAGGAACCGAGUGAAGCUACGUUUUCGCUAGGUGAUCUAACACUCUCUGCAAAUGGUGAUGUUAUUGACAAAGAUACUAUGUCGCAAAAUAGGGGACUUGAUGGCUUUAUUAAGUUUUGUACUAUAUUUUAUUCAAAUCUCGGUGCCAGUUACAGGAAAUUUAAUGCAAUUUUACAUCUCAGGGAAAUACAAGUAAAUCUAACUUACCAUCAAAGCGAAAGGCCCACCAAUAGAAGUUCGGAAGCAACAAUUCCUACAAUAAUUGACAAACAGCCAGACAGUAUGGCAAGAGAAUCACAAUUCCUAGAGGAAGUCGUCAAAGAUAAUAGAUCUGUCAAUUCUUCCAAAUCUAUCGCUGAUGUGUUUGAUAUAAGUGUUUCAGCUAACAAUAAUCGUUAUGUUUUUACCUACGCUUUGGGAGACAACCACGAUAAUCUGCAGACCCUUUUGUACGGGAAUGUCCAAUUGCCAGAUGGAAAAGUUCCCUGGGAGUUUUGCAGUGUUAAUAGCAUUGUUGGAUUAUCAUGGUACAAUCAUCUAGAUGUCGAGAAAGCAAUCGAAAAGGUUCCGAAUUAUGAAUUUAACUCUGAGAUGCGAUUUGGAAGUUGUGCAAAUGGAGAGAUGAUUAGACUCAAAGGAAAUUUGAGUCGCACUAAUGAUGUCAUGAAGAAGAUAAUGAAUUCCGAAGUAGUCGAAAAGUGUCAACAACAGAUAAAACAAGGCAAUAUUUGGUUACCAACUUGUCAAAAGGCCAACAAAUUAAUUCAAUAUAGGGAUCUUCUAAUGAUGUCAAUGGAAACGAAUUCGUUUAAUUUAUAUUUGUCUGCCGUCAGAAUGAUCAUGGGAAUAAAAAUGAACUUAUCCAAUAAAGAAAUGUCAAUGGCAAACUUGGAAGAAAGCACUAAUAAGAACAUGGAUGUAGAGAUAAAAAUGCCGCUUGAUGACAGUGAUGCAAACAUUUCUUUGCGCACUUCACAUGCGGCCGUUACGUUCUCUCUGUCGAACUUUAUUUCAGAUCCCAAUGUUAUGUUUCCCAAUUUAACAAUGAACAAGCUUUUCGAGAAUGAUUUGGAAGGAGAUAUGUGCGUUCUCGACAAAACCCAAGUUGUAACUUUUGACAAUAAGAUCUAUCCCUUGACAUUGGGAAAAUGUUGGCACGUAAUGAUGGCGCCUAGUCCACAGCGGGAUACCAAUAAUCCCGACAAAAUUUUAAGUGCCUUUGAAAAUGUGAGAGCAAUUGUCAUGGCCCGAGAAAUGGAUGACGGGAGCAAACAGGUAUGGAUUAUCUUGGGUGAUGAAGAAAUUCGUCUGCGAAAAUUGAACGAUCGUCUUCAAGUUAAUAUCGUUAAUGACGAAGAAGCUUAUUUCUCGGAUCAUAAAAGCUACGUACAACCUACCUACGAAAUUUAUCACAAGGAUGAAAUGAUCAUAGUGCAUUCGCAAAACUAUACAAUCCACAUCGUGUAUGAUGGAGAACGUAUCCUACUUUAUGUAUCCGAUCAAUAUCGCAAUAUUGUACGCGGUCUCUGCGGUAAUUACGACACACAAUUCAACAACGAUUUCAUCGCUCCUAAGAAUUGCAUCUUGACGGAGCCCGAAGAAUUCGCCGCUACAUAUGCCCUGACUUAUCAGGAGGACUGUGAAGGACCCGCUUUGCAGAACAAAGUAAAAGCUGAACAAUCCACAUGCACUUCAAGAUCGUAUAUUCCGAGUGAUGUCAUCAGUGAAAGAGAAGCGGGAAGAGUUCGCAGGAACGGAAGAUGGGGCUAUUGUAUGUACAAAAACACGUUCAGGAGAAGCCACUAAUAAUUGGAUAAUUUUUUUUAUCAAAGCUUUUAUGAGUUAUAAGCUUGCGAAAUAAAAAGAGAGAAGUCAAAAAUAUCGGGCAUAAUAAAAACGUUUUCUUCCAAUUCAUGCACAGAAUCAAGCAAAGAUUUAACCGAGGAACCUGUAUCCAAGUCUCGAAAAACUUUCAAUGUUAUUAUAUUAUUAACUUCUUUAUUGGGUGAAUACAAAAGCACGUGCUUGAUUUAAAAAAAAUUUUUAUACAUAUAAGUUUAGAAUGUAAUAUUUUACUCAAAUUGACAAUUCAGUACAGUAUACUAUUCGAUAGUUCAAAAUUUUGUAAAUUUGUGAUAUGUGACAGGCCCA
Molecule: messenger RNA, 5429 nt
Organism: Cyphomyrmex costatus
Lineage: Eukaryota; Metazoa; Arthropoda; Insecta; Hymenoptera; Formicidae
Product: vitellogenin-1-like
Exons: 7
Coding region: 105-5084 (1659 amino acids)
Biological process (GO): lipid transport
Molecular function (GO): lipid carrier activity
Source: RefSeq, a predicted model, not a curated record